This is a messenger RNA of Aspergillus heteromorphus CBS 117.55, 693 nucleotides long. RefSeq lists its product as uncharacterized. Bases 62 to 490 code for a protein of 142 amino acids. The record is from RefSeq and is a predicted model, not a curated record. NCBI's taxonomy places the organism in Eukaryota, Fungi, Ascomycota, Eurotiomycetes, Eurotiales, Aspergillaceae. The transcript has a single exon.
GUUAAGAUAUAACAGUCAGGUUAAGCCACUUUAAUCCACUUCAAUUUGGAACAGAUAACAGAUGCAGGAGGGCCACCAGGCAACACUGGGUGUUAGGAAUAAAGCAGAAUAUCAAGAAAGCCAAGAAAUACAGCUUUAUCCGCUACAUCGAAGCCAGGCCUGCGCAUUAGAACGCAUCUACAAACUACAAACAGAAGAGCUACAGAAUGGGAUGAGGAUUUACAAAUUAGAAAGUCAGUCAACUGGCGGAUCGAAGGGGAUAUUGAAAAUCACUGUUUGUUUUAUGUAUAUAAAAGUUCCGCAGCCAGGGGGUCCUUUGGCCGUCGGCGACCCGGAAAGAGUCUCCAAGAGUGCUGUAAUCGGGUAUAAUGCAUCAAUCAAUCAAUCAAUCAUUCAAUCAAUCAAUCAAUCAAUCAUUCAAUCAAUCAAUCAAUCAAUCAUUCAAUCAAUCAAUCAAUCAUUCAAUCAAUCAAUCAAUCAAUCUAUAUAGUAUAGCGGUAUCAAGUGUGAUAUAAUUAUAAUCAUAUAGGUAUGAGUGAAGCAAGAAUCAAUUAAGAGCAAGAUAUAUAAGCCAGACGACUUUUUUUCCAGUUUUUCUGUAACUUAUUCUGAAUCUGUCGCACCUGGUCUUCCUUGCUCAGUGUUUGAUGAUGUCAUAAUAGGUCCCCUGCCGCAUCAUAACUUCCACAGGUC